GUGCCCCCCGACACGCAGCGGCUGGUAGCCCGUUUUGUGGACCGGCAGCAGCGCUUCGUGGACACCGUCAAGGUGCUGCCCUUCAACAGCCGCGGCGGCGCCGUCUACCAGGAGGUCAAGAUGAUGCGCAAGAAGGAGCCGGUGGAGCUGGACGCCGGCCGCACCAACGCCAUCCCGCUGGGGGAGGCACGUGGCCAGGAGCCCGUCGGAGAGCUCGUCAUCCCCGCCGGCGCCUUCCUGCGCCCCUCCGGGGAGGUCUUCAAGGGCACCGUCAAAGCCAGCGUCACCUUCCUGGACCCAAGGGACAUGGCCACAGCGGGCGCCGCCUCCAGCGACCUCAGCUUUGCCAACGCUGAAGGGGAAAUCGUCCCCCUGCGGACCUACGGCAUGUUCGCUGUGGACUUUCGGGAAGGGGAGUCCAACGAGGUGCUGCAGACGGGCCGGGUGGAGGUCCGCAUGGAUGCAAGGCAGAUCCGGAUGCCAGAGCACCUGCAGAAGAUGAAGCUGUGGUCCUUGAACCCGGAGACUGGCUUGUGGGAGGAGGAAGGCGUCUUCCGCCAGGUCAAGGAGAGGAGGAAGAAGAGGGAGGACAGGACCUUCCUCAUCGGGAACAUGGAGAUCCGGGAGAGGCGACUCUUCAACCUGGACGUGCCUGAGAACCGCCGCUGCUUCGUCAAGGUCCGGGCUUACAGCAACGAGAAGUUCAACGCCUACGAGCAGCUGGAAGGGGUGGUCAUCAACCUCAUCAACCUGGAGCCCCAGCCCGGCUACCCCACCAACCCACGGGCCUGGGGACGCUUCGACAGCAUCGUCACGGGGCCCAACGGCGCCUGCCUGCCCGCCUUCUGCGACGGCGAGCGCCCCGACGCCUACUCGGCCUAUGUGACGGCCACGCUGGGCGGCGAGGAGCUGGAGGCCGUAGCCUCCAGCCCCAAGUUGAACCCCAACGCUGUGGGGGUGUCACAGCCCUACCUGAACAAGCUGGGCUACCGUCGGCUGGACCACGACGAGCCCAGCUUCAAGAAGACGGCCUUCCAGAUCAACGUGGCCAAGCCUGACCCCAACAACAUCGACGAGACCAACGGGCCCAUCUAUCCCUACCGCAGCCUCAAGGAGUGUGAGGAGGCGCCGGCCAGCGCCAACCACUUCCGCUUCUACCGCGUGGAGGUGGACAAGUACGAGUACAACGUGGUGCCCUUCAAGGAGAGCGACCUGACGUCCUGGACGGGUGACUACCUGUCGUGGUGGCCCAACCCGCAGGAGUUCAGGGCGUGCUUCAUCAAGGUGCAGAUCGAGGGGCCGCAGGAGUACAUGGUGCGCUCCCGCAACGUGGGCGGCAGCCACCCGCGCACCCGCGGGCAGCUCUACGGCCUGCGCGACACCCGCAGCGUGCGGGACAUGCAGCUGGAGAACAGCUGGGGCGCCUGCGUGGAGUUCAAGUGCAGCGGGAUGCUCUUCGACCAGAGCCUCGUGGACCGGCUCCAUAUGCGGCUGUUCCGGAGCCCCCCGGGCUCCCGCCUGGGGCCUCUGCCCCGCUCGGCCCCUGCACAGGAAACCGGCUGCUGUGAGGAAACCCCCAAACCGCAGCGGGAGCCGCAGCGCCUGGGCAGGGAGCGCAGGGCUGCGCGGGACGGGGCUGCGCAGCUGCUGCCGCCCCCGGCGCGCGGGGAGGCUCCAGGCCCCUCCCAGAGCUCCCGCAGCAGAGAUUUUUGUCCAGGGAAGCCCAUGGGUCCCGGGGAAGAGAUGCCCACCUGCAAGAGGCCCGUGGUGCUGGCCCUGGUCGCGGCGGGGGUCGCGGUGAUGCUGGUGGUGGCCCUCACCCUGGCGUUGAGCCUGCCGUCCGCGGCGCAGGAGCCUGCGCGGUGCCAGGGCUGCGCAGGGGACACCGUGGGGAAGGACGAGCUGGCCCGGCUGGAGGAGGCCCAGAGGGCCAAGUGGGAGCAGGUGCUGGCAGAGGUGGCCGCGCUGCGCUCGGAGCUGGGGGGUGUCAAAGAGGCCCUGCAGGACGCGCGCCAGCAUGGGGACACGUGCGGGACGCGCUUGGAUUCCUUGCAGAACAAUGUCAUGGCCUUGGAGCAGGCGCUGGAGCUCCUGCAGCGCCGGGACUCGGAGCAGGGGGACGAGGCGGCAGCGCUGCAAGAGGAGCACAGGAGGCUCAAGGAGGACGUUGCCCAGCAAAGGAGCAGCCUCCAGUCGCAGAUCUGGAACGUGCUGAAGGAGCUGCAGGCCCUGCAGAGCCGGCGCUCGCGCGGGAGCCCGGCCGCAGCGCCCAGCAGGGCCGUGUCCCUGGGCCUCGCAGCGCUGGCCCUGGCGGGGACGGGGACGCUGCUCUGCUGA
Tinamus guttatus (white-throated tinamou) is the source of this 2337-nucleotide messenger RNA. The record is from RefSeq and is a predicted model, not a curated record. Lineage: Eukaryota; Metazoa; Chordata; Aves; Tinamiformes; Tinamidae.